UCAAGUAUCAACACUUGAGUAAAGCAAUAACACUAGCAGGAAUGGCUAAGCUCAACUACAAGAAGAAUGGGAUCGUGAAGCUGAAGGUAGUUGCAGAGAUGUUACACAAGAGUCUUUCUUUAAAGAAGAAAUGGAAACACAAGGAAGCUCGCCAUGGUUCAAACAACGUGCCUGAUGAUGUGAAAGAAGGUCACUUUGCUGUGGUUGCUGAGCACGGUGAAGAACCGAGGAGAUUUGUGGUUCCGUUGAGUUACUUGACGCACCCGAGGUUCUUAAUGUUGUUGGAACAAGCGGCCGAAGAGUAUGGCUUCGACAACAAGGGAGCGCUUACGGUUCCUUGCUGCCCAAGCGAACUCGAGAGGAUAUUAGCUGAUGAGCAGCAGCAGCAGCAAGGGCAAGAAAGGGAGGAUCCUAAUGCUAAUGUCACUUGGGCUACUUCUUAUGAAGCUAUGAUCCAAAGCUAUUGA
Messenger RNA from Gossypium arboreum, 467 nucleotides. Its product is annotated as protein SMALL AUXIN UP-REGULATED RNA 16-like. The transcript has a single exon. Gene Ontology annotation, biological process: response to auxin. Bases 42 to 467 code for a protein of 141 amino acids. NCBI's taxonomy places the organism in Eukaryota, Viridiplantae, Streptophyta, Magnoliopsida, Malvales, Malvaceae. The record is from RefSeq and is a predicted model, not a curated record.